AUGGCCUACUGCACCUUGCUAUCCAGCGACAAUUACUUGCCUGGAGCCAUUGUUCUUGGUCAUCGUCUCAAAACCCUCGACUCAUCACGCGACCGUCUGUGUCUCAUCACCAAGGCCGUUUCGCCGCACAUCAAACAGGAACUCGCCCAGUACUACUCGUCUGUGUUUCUGGUGGACGACAUUCUACCCUACAAUGACUCGUCCAGAGCUGCACAACAGCUGCUAGGGCGUCCGGAGCUCGGCACCACGCUGGCCAAGAUUGCUGUGUGGAACCUCACCCAAUACAGGCAGAUUCUCUUUCUGGAUUCAGAUGUUCUUCCGCUCAAGGACAUUAGUAUUCUGUUCAAGGUGCUCCAGAAUCAGAGCAACAGCGGAAAACCCGUUCUGGUGGCUUCGCCUGACGUCGGAUGGCCUGACGUGUUCAAUUCCGGCGUUUUUGCCACCGUUCCGGACCAAAAUGUGUACUCUACGCUUGUCGAACUUGCCCAGUCUGGCAUUUCUUUUGACGGAGGAGAUCAGGGCCUGCUGAACGAGUAUUUCCGAGAAGUAAACCCGUUUUCUACCUCGUCUGAGCCCGACGGAUCGUGGGUUCGAGCCCCCUUCACCUUCAACGUGCCUGCUAAUGGCGCUGGGGUCGGUUCUGGAGUUGCUUCUGGAGCUGGUGCAGGCCCUGGAGCCGGACUGGGAUCUGGAGCAGCCGGCUAUGAGCCCGCUUAUACCCGUUUCAAGAAUGAAGUGUCCGCUGUGCACUUUCUGGGCCCUGGAAACAAACCCUGGAUGUCUUCAAGAGGCAGUUUCAACGACUACCAUGUGGCGUGGAACCGUGCGUACAACGAGCUGUAUCCGUACGUGAAGCCCUCUGAGCUGGCUGACUCUUUGCGAAACAAACGAACAAUUGGAGCCGAUAUUAACAGAUGGGAUCCCUCCAUUAUGCCCCCUCCUGCACGAGGUGUGGGAGAAGCUGUCAAAUUGCAGCAGACGGAGUUUCGAAACGUUUGGGAUGCUAAUCACACUGCUCCUUCCCCUGCGCCUUCUCACGAACACCACCAUCAUCAUCCCCCUCAUCAUCACUCUGGUAGCCAUCAUCAUCAUCACCACUCGGACAAGUCUCAAAAGCACGCACCAAGCGCACCCCCUCCCAUCUUUCCAUGGGAACGAAAAAACCGAGUAGUCACCCGAGUGUUUGACGACUAUGUGGUGCCUCCAUAUGCGGAAUUUGUUGCUCCUGAAGAAAUCGUCGACGACGAGGAAGAAGACGAAUAUGAGUACGUGGAAGACGACGUGGUGGAGGUAGACGGUGAAGUCGACGAUAUUGUCGAAGGCAUGUCGUUCUCGCUGAAUGACAUUUCAGAAGAUGAUGACGAGUAUACGCCCUCUGGAGGCAAGAAGAUUGCUUACCCUGUGACUCCCUUUGCUUCUAUUCGAGGUAGACGACCUACCGGCCUUCCAGGCGUCGCUCCCGAGUUUGAAGAUGACGAGGAGGAAGGAGGCGAAGUUGUGAACGACAUUCGCAUGCGACGAACUUCCGAAGACGAGUAUGGAAGCACCGAUGAGUGGGACCCUAGUCUGAAGCUGGAGGAGCUCAGACGGGCCUCUGAUCGUCUCAGUUCCUCUCAGACGUCGUACGUCCCUGAUGAUAUUUGA
This is a messenger RNA of Yarrowia lipolytica CLIB122, 1644 nucleotides long. RefSeq lists its product as uncharacterized. Gene Ontology annotation, molecular function: glycosyltransferase activity. Gene Ontology annotation, cellular component: cytoplasm. The record is from RefSeq and is a predicted model, not a curated record. Lineage: Eukaryota; Fungi; Ascomycota; Dipodascomycetes; Dipodascales.